AAAGCUAUAAAAAGAAAUGGAUCUGGUCUUAUAGCUUCUCAAAAACGCUUUAAUUCGCAAACUUCAGAUAUAAAAGGGCCAUUGGAUGGUGUUCGUGUUCUAGAAUUAGGACAAGUCAAAAUUGAAACACCAGGAUCAGGCGAUCCGAUCCGUGUUUGGCGAAACGUAGAUAUUGACGGUAUCAGUCCAUGGUUUCGCUCAAUGGGCAGAAAUAAAAAGUCAUGUGAGAUAAAUCUACGAACAGAAGGUGGAAGAAAACUAGUUCGCCAAUUGGCUGAUAAAUGUGAUGUUUUACUUGAAAACUUUCGUCCUGGUACGAUGGAGAAAUGGGGGCUUGGACCUGAUGAAAUUUACAAGACAAAUCCUUCGUUAAUAUACACGCGAGUUUCUGGGUUUGGGCAAACAGGUCCUUAUGCAUCGAAACCAGGCUUCGCGUCAGUAUGCGAGGCAAUGGCAGGAUUUCGAUAUAUAACCGGUUUUCCAGAUAUGCCACCGGUUCGUCAAAAUAUAUCCAUAGGAGAUUCAGUGGCUGGAUUGACUGCGGCAUUUGGAACUGUUAUGGGACUUUUGGCUAGAAAUAAAAUUACUUCAAGUGAUAAAACUGGUCAGGUGAUUGACGUAGCCAUUUAUGAAAGCAUGUUUAAUAUGAUGGAAGGCAUUUUACCUGAAUAUGAUAGAUUUGGAGAAAUAAGGCAACCUUCUGGUACUUCUGUCACUGGUAUUGUACCUACAAACGCGUACCCGUGUUCAGAUUCUAAAUAUGUAAUCAUUGGUGGAAAUGGAGAUUCAAUAUACAAACGACUGAUGAAAGCUAUCGGAAGGGAAGAUCUCACCACUGCAGAGUAUGAAACCAACAAGGAACGUGUUAAACACAAAGAAUUGAUUGAUAAUGCAAUUUCAGAUUGGACGCGUACUUGCACUUCCAAAGAAGUAGUAGAAAAAUUAGAGAAAGCUGAGGUACCAUGUGGCUAUAUAUAUAAUAUUAAAGAUAUUGUUGAAGAUGAGCAUGUUCAGGAGCGUGAUUUACUUGAAACAGUUCAUAUCUCUAACAAGGAUAAUGAAGGAUGGGAUUUAAAGAUCCCUUCAAUGUCUCCAAAACUAACCUCUACACCUGGUAAAACAAGAUGGGCUGGCCCAGAUUUGGGUCAACAUAAUCGUGAAGUUCUAUUUGAUAUAUUAGGAUUAGCCGAGGAUGAAGUUAAAAAAUUGCAAAAGGAAGGAAUCGUUGUUGCCAUUCAAUAA
Dentiscutata erythropus is the source of this 1242-nucleotide messenger RNA. Lineage: Eukaryota; Fungi; Glomeromycota; Glomeromycetes; Diversisporales; Gigasporaceae. The record is from the annotation of a GenBank genome assembly.